Messenger RNA from Acanthamoeba castellanii str. Neff, 681 nucleotides. Its product is annotated as biotin/lipoate A/B protein ligase family protein. Gene Ontology annotation, molecular function: biotin--[biotin carboxyl-carrier protein] ligase activity. Bases 1 to 681 code for a protein of 226 amino acids. Gene Ontology annotation, cellular component: cytoplasm. Gene Ontology annotation, biological process: protein modification process. The record is from RefSeq and is a predicted model, not a curated record. The transcript is spliced from 3 exons. NCBI's taxonomy places the organism in Eukaryota, Discosea, Longamoebia, Acanthamoebidae.
AUGCCCCCCUUGCUGUGGGAAGGUGGCGGGGCAGAGUCCUUCAACGUGGACGCGUUCGUGAAGAGCCUCACCACGCGAGCCCUCGGGCGUCGGGUGGAGUACCGCACGCGGGUGGCCAGCACGAUGGACGUCGGCGCGCAACUGCUGUCCGAAGGCGCGCCCCACGGCACGCUGGUCCUGGCCGAGGAGCAGGCCGCGCCGCAGGCCCGCAAGCAGGGACGCACCUGGAGCAGCACCCCCCGCGGCAACCUCUACGCGUCUGCGGUGGCGGUGGUGCGGGCGUGCGAGGACGCCGGGGUGCAGGAGGCGCGCGUCAAGUGGCCCAACGACGUGUGGAUCGGGCACAGGAAGGUGAGCGGCAUGAUCAUGCGCACCGAGAAGGAGCUCGACGUCGACUCGUGGAAGGCCCAGAUCGGCAUCGGCAUCAACGUCAACGAGGACAUGUCGGCCCACCCCGACCUGCGCGACGUGGCCGUGAGCGUGGGCCAGGCCCUGGGUGGGCUGUGGGGCUUCGAGCACGCGGGCUACCCGGCCGUGGUGCAGGCCAUCGCCGACGACUUCCGCCUCGUCGUCACCCGCGGCGGCGGCGGCGGCGACACCAUCAGCCUCUCGGCCGAGGAGGUGUCGGUCCGGCCUGUUCAUCCCUCUUCUUCUUCUUCGUCGUCAUCGUCGUCAGAGUGA